Messenger RNA from Epinephelus lanceolatus (giant grouper), 2952 nucleotides. Its product is annotated as tumor necrosis factor receptor superfamily member 5. Gene Ontology annotation, biological process: immune response-regulating cell surface receptor signaling pathway. Gene Ontology annotation, cellular component: external side of plasma membrane; CD40 receptor complex. Lineage: Eukaryota; Metazoa; Chordata; Actinopteri; Perciformes; Serranidae. The record is from RefSeq and is a predicted model, not a curated record. Gene Ontology annotation, molecular function: protein binding.
AGGGUGUAGCGGAGAGAGGAAAUGUCUCAUUGUGCUGCUUUGCUAUGCGCAGUUAAGAGUGCCAAAAUCAGCUCUUUGGUCCUGUAGUGAUACGGAAACACACGCAUAGCUUACUUUGCAGUGAGGGCUAAGACAGGAAGGAAAUGGGGAGAGACAGACACAGAGAAAGAGACUGAGAGAGAGAAAGAGAGACAGAGGGGAAAACAGCAGAUUAGGGUCACUGGGGUUUUCCACUGUGUAGGAUCAGAAAAGACAUGAGAAGUAGGUAGGGCAGAGUGAGGAGGGGAAACAUAACUGUAGUCACAGACCGUCCAGACAGCAGAAAGAGAGUCGAGAGAGUCAUAGAAAGAGAAAGGGAAAAGAGAGGGAGUACCUGAGUGAUGCUCUUUGAGCUGAGAUAAGUUUAACAGCCGUCAUUUCAAAGGCAGACCCAGGUUCAGAGGAGGAGUGUACAGAAAGACGCUCGUGCAAAAUCAACACAAAGCUGGAGGACUUGUAAUCGCAUGGGCAACAAAUGGCUAAUCUGAAUUGCUCAAAAGACGAGUACCCCAAUGAAGCUGAUGGAUUAUGCUGUGAUCGCUGUGCUGCAGGACAGUACAUGAAAGAGAGGUGUGGCAGCACACGGCCGAGGACAGUGUGUGCCAAAUGUGGGAAUGGGGGUUACACAGACACCGAAAAUUACUUGUCUAAAUGUCAUCAAUGCAAGACCUGCAGUCACAAAAACAACCAGAGGAAUCUGACGGAGUGUACAGAUAAGGCGAACGCAGUGUGUGAGUGUGUGGAUGGUUUCUACUGUAGCGAUGAUGAAUGUGACCACUGCCUGCUACUGACCUCCUGCCCUAAGGGUAAAGGGGUUGAGGUUCAAGCAACUCGCACAAAAGACGUAAUCUGCGCUCCCUGUCCAGACGGGACCUUCAGCAACGUAUCAGAUUCAUCCUCACCCUGCCGACCACAUACCAGAUGUGAGGACUACGGAAGAGUGUUGAAAACUCCAGGAACACGAGACACGGAUGCCAUCUGUGGCGAAAUCAAAUGUAAUUGUCCCUGGAUAUUACCUGCAGGCCUGUGGUCAGGACUGGUGUUGACUGCACUCAUCCUGCUUGGUCUCAUCUGCUGGAGGGCAAAACGCAAGUCAUACAGAGCAGCUCGCUCCAGUGUUCCUGUCUCUCUGGAUCACAUGGUUCCAGCACCGUUCACUCAGCUGGAGCUGCCUUUACCAUUCACAGACCUGUCCAGUCACUGCCAAGAAAGCUGCCCCGAGGACGGCUGCAAGUUACGACUAUUCAACUCAGAUGAUCAUGUGGUCAGUUGUGUCACACAAGACAGUGUGGGCAGCGUGGACAGCAACCAUCCUAUAACUCCACUGAACGUUUCAGUUUCUUUCAUCGAAUCCAGCCACACCAAUGGAAGUGCUGGAUAUUGCACCAACUUCCACAGGACCCACUCAGAGCCACAGGAGGACGAGUGGGUGCCAUAAUCAAGUAAAUGUUUUUUGUAACGGGACACUGAUGGAGCUGUCCCUCUGCAGCUUGGAGAUGCCUUGACUACUUUUUAGACAUUUAACUGGACCUAUUUAUACCAAAAAACAAGAGAGUAGGGUUUCUUUUUUUAUAUUUCUUUUUUUAAGAGUCAAAGGUGGCUGGCAGUUUGCUGCCCCCUGCAGGACUUUAAUGAGAAGUUCAGCACAAGUGGUAUUUCUGAUAUGUGCUUACAAUGAAACACUGGUGCAGCUCUGUACUUGCUUUCCCUUUGAUGUGAAUUAGUCUUCGGAGCUUCACGAGUGAAACCAGUGCUGUCCGUGGUUUUUAGCUACAGCUUAGUGGUGUCUAUGAAAGAAUAAGAUGUUUCUGUAUUUUUUUUAUUUCAAUCAAAUCCCAUGAAAAGGCCAAAACCAAAAAUGAAUGUGUCCUUCCAACAAAUGUGUAUUCAAAGCCAGAUGUAGCUUAUUAUUUGUGUAAUGGUGCUCCAUUGAUGUCAUCACCAAGAGCAUAGGCAAUGAAGCUUGUCCUGCUGCUGCUGUAUGUUGAUUAAUCCACAGCAGAAAGUAGCACCCAACAAAUACUCUGUUUACUCCUGUUUAAGAAACAUCUGUGAAGACUACAAUAUAGUACAUCUGUGGCUUUUUUAAUGUACACAUUUAUAAGAACAAAUGGGCUCCCUGUCCUACUUCACAAAAACCUGCCUGAGAAUAUGUCACUUUGUAUUUAAUGCUCAAGGUUAAACUUGGUAAUUGCUCCCAGGACAAAUGACUCUGCAGUUGUCACAGGUAAUUAUCAGCUCUAGCUCGAAUUGGCUUUGAUCUGCAGUCAUAGACAUAUGACACCCAGGUGGGAAAGCUCAUUUUCACCCCUUUUCCAGCACGAUACAAUGACACGCCACCACAAAAUACUUACCAAGCAGCACUCAAGCAUUGUUUUAAAAUAGUUGGCACAGAGUUUGAAAGAGACACUUAUAAGUAAUAGAUAAAAUAAACUUUUCCUACACAUUUUCUAAAACAGAAACGAGAUAAUUGCUUUUCAAAACCCUCCACAUCACCUCUUAUUACGGUGGGGAAAGGGUAGGACUGCAUAGGGAGGUCAGAAUUUGAGAGACGGAUGAACCCAUUGUUGGUCUUUUCAUGGGAUUUGCUGAUAUUAAGAAAAAUAUGAGAGAUUUCCUAGCGCUUAUUCUUUAAUGUAAAUGAUGUCUUUUGUAAUUAUAAUUUAAAGGAAAACUAAUUUAACUUAUUUUUUUCCAACCCCACUGACUCAUGUUGAGAAUUGUGCAUGAGAACUGGUUUAAACCAAGAAAUGUCUUCUUGUAAAAGUACAUUGUAAUGAGCAAUGAUUUUCAGUAUUUAUAAAACUGUGUACUGUCUUUUAAAAUAUGCUGACACACACACACACACACACACACACACACACACACAAGUUGGAUAAUGAUGUGAUGAAUUAAAGAUGCAGCAGUGAUGUC